CAUGUGACUUUCUAGACACGUAAAGUCAAAUACUAAAAUUAAUAAAUUAUACUCGAUCACACGACCUAAGCAAUCGCUUAUCCGAUUGUAUUUAAACGUCUUAACAAACAGACCCGCCAAAAUAAUAAUAAUUAAUUCCCAAAUUUCGUAUUCUAUAAAGUUAAUUACAAACACUAUUAUUAAAUCAUUCUUAAUCCUUUUUUUUACUUCGUUCUUUCUCACCAAAACAUGAUCAUGAAGGAUGAUCGUCGUCUUCUUCCUCACAAACGCGAUGGUCUCCAGUUCUUGAAAACGAAGACUGCGUACGUUAUCUUCAUAUUGCUAUCAUACGCUUUUGGUUAUUUCUCCGCCUACUACAACCGUCAGCCGCCGCCGCAGCAGCCACCACCUUCUACGGCGGAAGUGAGAACCGUAAAUACGACAAAACCUCAAGAUUGUUCAAUCGACAACUUCCGAGUAACUACUCGAUGCGGCGAUCCUGUUCCGCCGGAACUGAUUCGCCGUACGGUGAUAGACCGGAUCUUUAACGGAACUUCACCGUACUCUGAAUUCCCGCCACCGCACGCAGCUAAACUCCUCCGGCGAAAAAGAAUCAAAGGCUGGGGAUCGUACGGAGCCGUGUUCGAGAAUCUGAUCCGCCGAGUCAAACCUAGGACGAUCGUCGAAAUCGGGAGCUUCCUCGGCGCGUCGGCGAUACACAUGGCGAAUCUCACGCGCCGCCUUGGGCUCGAGGAGACUCAGAUACUCUGCGUCGACGACUUCCGUGGCUGGCCAGGGUUUCGCGACCGGUUCAAGGACGUGGCGUUGGUAAACGGUGACGUUUUGCUUAUGUACCAGUUUAUGCAAAACGUGGUUAGCUCGGAGUUUUCCGGUUCGAUAUUGCCGGUUCCUUUCUCGACCGGUUCUGCUUUGGAGAAGAUGUGUGAGUGGGGAGUGACGGCGGAUCUAGUGGAGAUAGACGCAGGUCACGAUUUCAAUUCGGCUUGGGCAGAUAUAAACCGGGCGGUUCGGAUACUACGACCCGGCGGAGUUAUAUUUGGUCACGAUUAUUUCACGGCGGCGGAUAAUAGAGGAGUUCGGAGAGCUGUGAAUUUGUUCGCAGAGAUUAACCGGUUAAAGGUCAAAACCGAUGGUCAACAUUGGGUUAUUGACUCCGUGUCUCCGUCAAAUUAACCUGACAAUAACAAUUAAUGGAUUUUGAACAAAA
Messenger RNA from Camelina sativa (false flax), 1207 nucleotides. RefSeq lists its product as uncharacterized. The record is from RefSeq and is a predicted model, not a curated record. NCBI's taxonomy places the organism in Eukaryota, Viridiplantae, Streptophyta, Magnoliopsida, Brassicales, Brassicaceae.